AGAAGGAAAAAUGUGCACACUGACGGAAGCAGAAAAGGAAGCAACUCAGUCUUACUUUUAACAUUGCACUAAUUUAACAAAAACCGUGAAACGUCCAGUAACCACGUAAAAUAUACUGCGCAGAUUCUUCAAACUUGAUUUGCUUUAGAUGAAAAGAGGAAGGAUCACCAUCUGGACAAACCUCCCACCAAACGAUGAGUUGUCUACACUUUAAAAUAAGUGGAUUAGUGGAUUAUCUCGCCUCUCGGGACACGACAGUAAUAAAAAGCGUUAACGGCGAAUAACAAACAGCGAUGCUGGCGAAUACUGCAACUUUAUCUGAACCUCCACAAAACCAGCAGGGAUCAGAUCAGAAAUGGACCGACUGCUUCUGUUUUACUACAGUAAAGGGAAGUUUUGUAAAUCUGCAUUGUUUUUUUUUUACUUUCUAAUGCCAUUUGUUCUAACGUGAACGUGCAUCGUGAAUAUAAGUGAGACUGAAAAUAACGUACUGCUUUAAGGAAAAUAAUGCAAACAAACGCUCCGCAGCAAGACAAUUUCUGUGUGAUUUUAUAAAGUUUUGCUUUAUAAAACUGCUUUGGGAAACCUGAUAUAUUGUGAUAUGUGAACAAUGCUGUACACGCACAGCUGUAGACACCUGGGAAAAAUCUAGAAGCGAAAAAUAUUUGCCGCCUUACAUGUUAGUACAAGUUUGCCCAACUUAUUUUUUGUUGCUGAGAAGGAGGAGCUUUCCAGGAGAAAAGCUCCACAUCUGUUUCCUGGAUCAUGGCUAUAGAGUGCAUACAGAGGUCUUUGGCUUUGCUCUGUCUCUUUGCUUUCUUUGGAUCGUCUGCUUUUGAUAGAUACUUGCCUUUGAAUCAAGACACUGAACAACAAAAAGGCAAUAUCACUUUGUCAGCACAUCUUCACCCCAAACUGUACUUUGAUCAGACUGAGGUGAAUUUGAUGAAAAAGAGUGCCGCCAGCACACACAGACACAUAUUCAAAGUUAUCCACAAUGCUGUUUCCACCAUGUUGUCCAACGCUGCGGUUUACCAGCCGCCGGUGAGCCAUGAGGAUUUUGGCAAGAAAUGGAAUGAGAUUUAUGGGAACAAUUUACCCCCCCUCGCUCUAUACUGUCUACUUCAGCCCGAUGAUGCGGCCGCCUCCCAGUAUUUAAUCGAGUAUAUGGAUCGGAUGGUAGAUUAUCCGGACUGGAUGGUAUCCAGUGCCCCAAACGAUGAAGUACCGAUGGCCCACUCGCUCACUGGGUUUGCCACCGCAUACGAUUUCAUUUACCCAUUUUUGGACACACAGAGACGAUAUCGCUACCUCAUGAAAAUACGAUCGGUUACGGAGGAGCUUUACGAGCUCUCCAAGCACAGAGGAUGGGGGAGGCAGUUUUUACAAAAUCACCAGACAACUAACAUACUAGCGCUUCUUAUUGGCGCUCUCGUUGUUGGGGAACACAAUGACCCCGUGACCAUGAUAUGGAAGCAAGUAGCGGUGAACUACAUGGAAAAGACAAUGUUUCUCCUAAGCCACAUUGUCGACGGAUCUCUCGAUGAGGGUGUUGCGUACGGUAGCUACACGGCGAAGUCCAUCACCCAGUAUGUUUACUUAGCCUUGCACCAUUUUCAAAUAGACAACAUGCAAAACAACUGGUUAAGGACACAUUUUAUGUUUUAUUAUGCCACUCUGCUUCCUGGAUUUCAAAGGACUGUUGGCAUCGCAGACUCCAACUACAACUGGUUCUACGGGCCGGAGAGUCAGCUUGUGUUUUUGGAUACGUACGUGCUCCGAAAUGGCUCGGGAAACUGGCUGGCGCAGCAGAUCAGAAAGCAUCGGCCUAAGGAUGGACCCAUGAUGCAAUCGUCAGCCCAGCGUUGGGCUACUUUACACACGGAGUACAUAUGGUAUGACCCUGAGUUAACUCCUAAGCCACCGGCUGACUUUAACAAGGCAAGCAUGCAUAUAUUUUCCAACUGGGGUGUGGUGACAUAUGGAGCAGGGUUGCCUCAAGCAGAGGGUAACACGUUUGUAUCCUUUAAAUCUGGAAAAUUAGGAGGCAGGGCUGUGUAUGAUAUUGUCCACGCCCAACCUUAUUCGUGGGUGGAUGGUUGGACAAACUUCAACCCAGGGCACGAGCACCCUGAUCAGAACUCUUUUACCUUUGCUCCAAAUGGACAGGUUUUUGUUUCCGAGGCCUUGUAUGGUCCUAAAUACAGUCAUCUUAACAAUGUACUGGUAUUUGCUCCCUCCCCCAGUAGUCAAUGUAACCAACCAUGGGAGGGGCAAUUGGGGGAAUGUUCAAAGUGGCUACGAUGGGGAGAAAAAGAAGUCGGAGAUACGGCGGGGGAGGUCAUCGCAGCCUCAACACAUCAGGACAUGUUAUUUGUAAGUGGAGAAUCUGUGUCAGCCUAUUCAUCCGCCAUGAAACUAAAGAGCGUGUACCGGGCGUUGGUGCUUCUCAACUCACAAACGCUACUAGUGUUAGACCACGUGGAGAAACAAGAGCACUCCCCUCUUAAUCACAUGAGUGCAUUUUUCCACAACCUUGACAUCGAUUACAGAUACGUGCCUAAGAGAUCUUUUGAAAAGUAUAACGGUGCUUUCAUUGACGUGUGGGAUGCCCAUUACAAAAUGUUUUGGCUUGACACGCAAGGAUCCAGCCCUGUUGCCAGGAUACAGGAGGCAGAGCAGGCUGCAGAGUUCAAGAAAAGAUGGACGCAGUACGUAAACGUGACCUUUCCGAUGGAGGGCCCUGUCACCAGAGUGGCUUAUCUGAUGCAUGGCCCAUUCGUAAAGGUCUCCGACUGUAAAUUUACAGACGUCAGCAAAAAUGGAGUAAGGCUAUCUGUGAUUAUUAACGACACGGAGACUGUCGUCUCAGUUGUAACAAACUACAAAGAUAUUGAGGCUAGAAGGAGCUACUUGGGCUUCGCUGGCUUUGCUAAAACAGAGGACAAGCAUCAAAUAGUUCGAUUUGGCCAAGGAUUUCAAACCUUGCCAAGUCAGGUUGCACAUAUUCACAGUCAAACAUUCGACUUUGGAUUCCUGGUAAACAUCUCUGCUGUACUUACUCUGUGUUUUUUCUUAGCAUACGUGAUGAGAAGAAGAAAGUUCCAGCUGUCUUUUAAUAUGCUCAUUCAUUGCACUCUCAUUUGUGUGCUGGUUUUGUGGUUGACUGAACUUCUUUCAGCAUUUUAUGGUUGUGAACAGCUCCUGUGCAAUGAUAAAUUGAGAGACCAUAACAUGUAUGAUAAAACAGACGUCUCUGAAGACAUCCCUGAACUCCUACCCGUGCUCACCAUCACAUCCAUGCCGGCAUCAGGCAUGGAGAUCCUCCAGCACCUUUUUGAUAACAGCUCUGACUUUGCAUUCCUCAGAAUCCCUUCGGCUUACCUCAGAUUCCCUGCGUCUCCAUUGGUCUCUCUGGUGGACUCUUGUGAAUGGUCCAAAGCAGAUGCCCAGAAUGGACGAUUUAGAGUCAUUCAAGGAUGGUUUCACUCUAUAGUCCAUGAUUUGAGGCUUCAUCUGCAGAACAUUCAGUUAUAUAUGAGCAAUGAUGACACAAGUCUUAAAAAAAUCAAGAGAAAGAGACGGAUGCUGAUGUCGGACCAAACGAAAACUAGAAGGGUUGCCCACGUGGACAUAGGUUACAUACAGGAGCUGAGGCAGCACCUGGUGAAGUAUCCAAACGCCCGGCCAGUGCUGAGCAUGGGCAGCGGCGGGUGGUUCUUAAAGCUACCGUUUCUUCAAGAGGUCAUUGGGCGCUCGCUGCGCUCAAUUCAUGUGGUCAGAGACCCACGAGCAUGGAUUUACCUAAUGCUGUACGGCAGUAAGCCGAGCUUGUACUCGCGCAAGAAUAUUAAAAGGCACAUAGUCAACUUGUUUAACCAGGAUAGUAUGGGACACGGUUGUACUACAUCAGACCCAGAGUUUCUUUCUUUAAAAAGGAUCCUCUCUCAGACAGACCCCAAUCCUGUACAGCUGCUUGCUCGGCUGUGGCUGGCACACAAUUCUGCAGGGCUCAGGGUGAGCAAAAGCCUCCCGUCACACACAUAUCUUAUAGUCAAAUUUGAGGAUAUUGUAAUUUUUCCUGAAGAAACGGCUGGAAGGAUUCAUGACUUUAUUGGAAUACCUUUGUCACCGGCAGCCUUAAACCAGCUGACAUUUGCCACAUCCACAAAUCUGUAUAAUCUAAUAUAUGAAGGAGAUAUAUCACCUGCCAAAAUCAACAUUUGGAAAGAGAAUAUGGAAUCGGAUGAGAUUAAACUCAUUGAGGACACAUGCUGGCCUGUUAUGGAGAGGCUGGGUUAUGAAAGACAUACUGUCAGUCACACUUUCUCAUAAAUUUCAUUAUAGAGCAAUAGGUUUUAUUUUUGGAAAAUGUAUAUAAAAUUGUCACUGAGGUACAUGCUAAUAUUGCUUUUUAAAGCAACACUAUGUAGUUUCCAUGUAAAAAUGACUUACAGCUCCCCCAUGUGGUUGAAAACGCAACAGUGGCUGGUAUCAGACACUCUUCUGCAGGCAGGGGGAGGGGCGGGGCUGUCUGCUUUACCCUCCACCGCCACUUUCAGAGUGUGCUUGUAGCAGCUAGGAGGCUGCUCAGGUUGCAGCAACAGUACAAUUUGUCCAGUUAAAAGUUGUUCUAUCACUGAAAUAAUUUUAGAGACAUUAUUUAAAGGUAAAGAAAACUACAUAGUGUUGCUUUAAGUCUUUGCAAUUCAUCAUGUGAAUGCUUUGUUAUGUUUACAUGAUCCAUUAUGUAACCCUGCCUGUGAAAAUCCAGCUUUAAGUAUUUUUUGUGAUGUACUGUUUAUGAAUGUAAAGAACAUUGUGUGAAAUAUAACCUUGAUAUCUUUAAUAUUGACUGAGUAAGGUCAUGUCAAAGAUCGAAAUCAAUGAGUGAAAUUAAAAUUUGAUGCUCCUAAUCUCAAAAAUAGAUUUUGAGACAGACAUGAUUCACAUACAGGGUUAUGUAUAGUAAAAAGUAAGUCAUGAAUGUCUAGUGGAGGCCUAUGUGGAAAGGAAUAUGUGACUGGUCACAGCCCUCAGACAAUCUAAAUGGGGAAAAAUAAGUAUUCCCCAAAUGAUAGGCUGCUACAACAGUUUUAGAUAUGUUAUGAACACUUGCUGUUUUCUGGUAUUAUAGUUUUGUGAUUGCAUAAAAAGUGGUUAAGUCACUUAUCAAAUAUCAUAUAUUUUCAUUACUGUGACCUAAGACAUGAGGUGCAAUGUGAAAAAAAUUUGCAAAAUGUUAUCCUCUGCGAUUGUACAAUCAAACCUUGGUGUUUGUCUUAACACAUAUAUUUUUGGUAUGGCUUUGUUUUUUGUCUUUUUUAUAAACAUAUAUAUAUAUCCCUACACACACACAUUACUGAACCUGUGUUACUUUUACCAAACAGUAUUCUAAUGUAAUCAUAAAUGGACCAUUUCACAACCCAAAUAAGCACAGUCUCUAAAAUCACUAAACAUCAUAUUUCUCAUUUUAAUGCAGUUCGAGGAGGCUACUAAUGUGAAAUGUUUUAAAAGCCGCAAUGCAAAUGGAUUUUCCAUUGGCUGCAUGUGUAUGUGGAGUGUGAUUAUCACUGUGGGAUAACUGAAAUGGUGGAAAAUAAAGAGAAUUGAUGUGA
Misgurnus anguillicaudatus (oriental weatherfish) is the source of this 5618-nucleotide messenger RNA. It is a transcript of the gene dsela, whose product is annotated as dermatan sulfate epimerase like a. Lineage: Eukaryota; Metazoa; Chordata; Actinopteri; Cypriniformes; Cobitidae. The record is from RefSeq and is a predicted model, not a curated record. Gene Ontology annotation, molecular function: chondroitin-glucuronate 5-epimerase activity.